AUGUCGCCAACGGGCUCACAACAGCUAUCUAAGAAGCGAAAGAUUGCCGUGCUAGGAUCACGAUCGGUCGGUAAAUCGUCUCUGGUUGUUCGAUUUGUGGAAGAUGCUUUCGUGGAUUCCUAUUACCCAACGAUUGAGAAUGUGUUUGAGAAAACCGUCAAGCACCGCGGACAAGACUUCCAGUGCGAUAUUGUCGAUACAGCAGGGCAGGACGAAUACUCGAUCCUGAACUCGAAGCAUGCAAUAGGUAUUCAUGGUUACGUACUCGUGUAUUCCAUUGCUUCUCGCACGAGUUUCGAGAUGAUUCAAACUGUUUAUGAUAAGAUCCUGAAUUAUACUGGCACAUCCACAGUACCAUGUGUGUUGGUGGGUCAGAAGAGCGACUUGCACUCCCAGCGCCAAGUCUCGGAAGCAGAAGGCAAAGCACUUGCACAAUCAUUACAUUGCGCAUGGAUCGAAACAAGUGCGCGACACAAUGCUAACGUUGCCAAGGUGUUUGAACUUGUUCUUGCCGAGAUUGAAAAGGCGUCAUCGCCUGGCGGUGCUGAAGCGCAGCCGUCCAAGUGCGUUGUGAUGUAG
This is a messenger RNA of Malassezia globosa CBS 7966, 579 nucleotides long. RefSeq lists its product as uncharacterized. The transcript has 4 exons. The coding region runs from base 1 to 579 and encodes 192 amino acids. Lineage: Eukaryota; Fungi; Basidiomycota; Malasseziomycetes; Malasseziales; Malasseziaceae. Gene Ontology annotation, molecular function: GTPase activity; GDP binding; GTP binding. Gene Ontology annotation, cellular component: plasma membrane. Gene Ontology annotation, biological process: small GTPase-mediated signal transduction. The record is from RefSeq and is a predicted model, not a curated record.